AAGAAAUAUAUAAUUGUGGAGGGAAAUUAAGAAAAAUACAGGACACAGUAAUGCUGUUUUUGUUGCUGUUGUUGUUAUUGCUGCUGCUGCUGACAGGCAAGCAAAUGGCGUGGGAAAACAGGACUGUGGUGACCGAGUUUGUGCUCCUAGGCCUCUCCCAGUCCCAGGAAAUCAAGCUCUUCUUAUUUGUGCUCUCCUUCCUCCUGGCUACCCUCUUCAGCAACCUUCUCAUCCUCGUGGCAAUUUCCCAGGACCACUGCCUUUUAGAUUCCCCCAUGUUCUUUCUGCUGAGUCAUCUGGCGUUUUUGGACCUCUGCAUGUCCUCUUUUACCACCCCCAGGUUCCUCUUUGAUUUCUUUGCCCAACACCAAGCCAUCUCCUUCCAGGGCUGCAUGGCACAAAUCUUCUCCGUCCACCUCUUUGGAGGCAGUGAGAUGCUCCUGCUGAUGGUUAUGGCUUAUGACCGAUAUGUGGCCAUCUGUCAUCCUCUCCACUACUCCUCACUCAUGAGCCGGAACCAUUGUGUGGGGUUUGUGCUGGCCUCCUGGGCCAGUGGACUCCUCCACACCAGUGUGCAGUUGGGCUUCAUCAUCAACAUCCCUUUCUGUGGGCCAAACCAUGUGAAUAGCUUCUUCUGUGACAUUCCCUUGGUCAUCAAGUUGGCUUGUGUUGAUAUCUAUCCCCUGGAGGUCAUGAUGAUGGCCAACAGUGGCAUCUUGUCACUGGUGUGUUUCAUCACUUUACUUAUCUCCUAUGGACUCAUUCUCUCUGCAGUCUACUCCCGGGCUCCCUCUGAAGGAACCUCCAAGGCUGUCUCCACAUGUACUUCUCACCUCUUAGUGGUCACCAUGUUCUUCGGGCCCUGUAUAUUUAUCUACCUGCGCCCCUAUACCUACGCUACCAUUGAUAAAGUGCUCUCCAUCUUCUACACCACCAUCACCCCCUUGCUAAACCCCACCAUCUAUGCUCUGAAGAACAAGCAGAUGAAAACUGCCAUUGGAAGGCUGUUGAUAAGAUGUUCUGGACACGUUUCUGCUGAGAUUCCCACCAUUCCAGCAGGGGAGAUAGCCUCUUGGAGACACAAAAGAAACUGCCUUCCAUGCAAGCCAAAACUUAAUUCAGUGUCACUAUUACCAGUUGUAUAAUUUGGGUAUUGUAUAGCCAAGGGGCAGAUGAGAAAUAAGCAGCCAACAGAGUGGUACAAGGCACCAGACGGUUUUCAAAUAAAGGACAAUAUGAGGAUCUCCACUCCCAUCUAGACCAGGAAUUUUUAACCUUGGGCCUCCAGAUGUUGUUGUACUAGAACUCCCAUCAUCCCCAGACAUGGCCUUUGUGGCUGAGGAUGAUGGGAGUUGUAGUCCAUCAACAUCUGGGGGCCC
Molecule: messenger RNA, 1379 nt
Organism: Hemicordylus capensis (graceful crag lizard)
Lineage: Eukaryota; Metazoa; Chordata; Lepidosauria; Squamata; Cordylidae
Product: olfactory receptor 4K3-like
Biological process (GO): G protein-coupled receptor signaling pathway
Cellular component (GO): membrane
Molecular function (GO): olfactory receptor activity; G protein-coupled receptor activity
Source: RefSeq, a predicted model, not a curated record